GACAUCCAUCGAUGGCUCCUUUUUGGAUCCACUCCCGUUGGAGAUCGAUGUCAUCGGAGGUGGUGGCGGAUAUUUACAUAUCGCGUGUGCAGCAAGUCGUCAAUGCACGUCCACGGUUGGCUACUACGCACAUCGCCUGACUGGUCCGUGAGCGCAACAACGAGGAUUUUCAACCUGGCAAGGUUCCAAGAUUCCAGGUUUUCAACGGUGAUCAUCAUGGCCCAAAGAAAGGAUCGCAACCGAUAUGAAUGAACUCGGCACCGUCCAUUACUGUUUUUCAAAAGCGACUUAUCCUCUCCAAUCAGCACUUGACGAGUCGCACGCAAGCAUAUCCUGGUGUGCGCCGAAAAGGUGAUCGGCAUCCACCGCUUCUAGCAUGGAAGCAUUUUCGGCAGCCGGAAGUAACACCACCUGACAGCUGUUCUGGGGUGUGGUGGCCGUAUUUGGCGGACGCUCCGACACGCCGUGACCCUCUCAUCUCAUGCAUGGGUGGUGAACACGACCGUGACAACUCAAAAAGGUGGACUCGUACAAGCGGCGCGGGUCUGGCCGACGAAUCUGACGAGCCAGACAGACAAGACGAAGCUGAAAGAAAAAAGUUUGGGGAAAGGCUUCCUCGGAUUCUCAAUUGUGUAUGGCCAGUCUUGGAGAUUUGCUUUCGGACUAGACUAGUCCCAAAAUCGAAAGCACUGCAGCUGUCAGCGCCAACCAAUCAUCCGCGAUAUCGUGACUGCAUCCAGCCAGACCUUCAAGUCGACCUGCAUAAGGCGGUCGGACGAACAAAUAAAAAUAUUCCACCUCGUGCACUGCAACGACGAGAAGGCGGCGCGAGCGUGUGGGUGGUGCGCUCCCACGGCCGCGUCGCAAUUGCACAGUGCGAUCAGCGGCGAUCGAAUCAGAUAUCGUAGACGCCUUUGCGGCAAACAAAUGAAACACGCCAGAAACCUUCUCCCUUCUCUCACUACGACAACUCGGGGCGAUUUAUACCAUUUUAGGGUUGAUUCUUCCGCCUGCCGAACGAAGUCACAUAACGUCACUUGGCCAGUCGACGUUCGAUGAUACGCUCGCUGCACUAACUGACGGACACGCUUCAGCUUAGACGAUCGAACCGUCUUGUGAGUUCCUAUUCCGUAUGAUCCCUCGGGAAGACUCUCCUGAAUAGGGCGGAAUCGUUGCAUCUUA
Dissoconium aciculare CBS 342.82 is the source of this 1182-nucleotide messenger RNA. RefSeq lists its product as uncharacterized. Lineage: Eukaryota; Fungi; Ascomycota; Dothideomycetes; Mycosphaerellales; Dissoconiaceae. The record is from RefSeq and is a predicted model, not a curated record. The transcript has a single exon. The coding region runs from base 249 to 908 and encodes 219 amino acids.